Messenger RNA from Helianthus annuus (common sunflower), 4165 nucleotides. RefSeq lists its product as uncharacterized. The coding region runs from base 1 to 4089 and encodes 1362 amino acids. The transcript has 14 exons. Lineage: Eukaryota; Viridiplantae; Streptophyta; Magnoliopsida; Asterales; Asteraceae. The record is from RefSeq and is a predicted model, not a curated record.
AUGAUAGAUGGGAGGACCAUAAGUGAACCGAAAGAAGUCAAAGAAGGUAUCAUGAAGGUAUUCAAGGAAAUAUUUGAAGAACCAAUGAAGAAAAGACCAACGAUGGAUAAGAGAGGCUUUAGAAGAUUAACAGAGCCACAAGCAAAGAAAUUGAUAAGUGAAUUUUCAAAACCGCUUGUAAUGAAGAUCGUAAAACAGUUUCAUAAUCGGCCAAGCAUUCCAAUUGGAUGCAACGCAUCCUUCAUCGCUUUGAUUCCAAAGUUACUUGCUAGAAGGGUUAAACCGGUCAUUCCGGGAUUGGUGAGUAAUAUUCAAACCGGGUUUUAUAGAAGGCAAUGGAAAGAAGACGAGAUUUUGGAAUGGAUCCGAAAACUGAGGAACGCACAGGAGCAGCAACAAUAUGACGAGCUAGAAAGAUUUCUAAGGGAUCAGAAGACUUUAGACAAAGACGACGUCUGGAAAUGGAAACCGAGACAAAACGAGAUUAUCUCAGUCGCUUUACUAAGAGAUGAGAUUACAAAAAGAUCUUUGGACGCUAAUGAUGUACCAUGGAAACAUUGGAACAAGUGGGUGCCGCCAAAAGUUAAUCUUUUUACUUGGAGAGCAACAAAAAGACGUAUUGCGGUUAAGGUGGAACUGGCUAAAAGGGGAGUACAAAUGGAAGAUCAGAUUUGCUCAAGAUGUAAUAAAGAAGAGGAGACGGUUAAUUUAUUAGAUAAGGCAGUAGAAAUGUGUUUUAUAAAUAACAAAGAUGUGUUUUCAGUCAAACGGAGAAAAAGUGAGAGAAUAAAAGGAAAAUGGCUUUCAAGGGUACCCGGAAACCCACCGGACAAGCCAAUAAUACUGGAUGAAUCGGACACAGAAGAAGGAUCACCUUUACAGGUUGAGCGUGUUAAAAAACAUAAAGAAACAAUAGACAACAAAGUAUCGUCCACACAACAACCGCCUGCCGGUACCCUUCUGUCUGACAUUGCACAUCUCUUUCCGAACGUAAUGGAUAAAGAUGUCGUAUUACAGUCGGAACCAAACGAAAAAAGUGAAAUUCCCAUAUCCGCCACAAACAAAAAGGGAAACGAAACCGGUAAGAAGAGGAAGCACAAAGAGGCUGGAAUCAUACCGGAAGAAAAGAAAGCUGCGACUGUACAAACGGUUAAGCCGAUUAAAGAAGCAGCACACGGUACGACAAUAGACGAUUCUGAUGAUGAUUUUGACAACCCACCUUGGAAAAAAACAAGGUCAGGUGCGGGUCAAAAAGUAGUUGAAAAAACACAACAACCCGCAUAUGCUACAUCAAUCAAAGACUCUAAAACACACAAGAAGCGACAACCGGUAAAGAAUUACAUACCACUUGCUGAUGGGAAACUAACUAUGCGAUUGGCUCUUAAACACAUGGGGGAGUUAAUGGAAUCUUUGAACGAAAAUCAACGGGGGGCUGUCCGAAACAUAGGUUUCGGGUCAAUACUUAGCUUUCGAAUGGGUCCGAUUCCCUCAACUCUGAGUUGGUGGUUGGUAAAUAAUUACGACACUAAAACACGGGUCUUGAAUUGCGGUAGCCACCACAUUCAAAUAACAGAGGAAUUGGUGCACGAUGUGUUCGGAGUACCGAGAGGGAACGAAGAAAUAAAGGAAGUAGCGAGGGCAAGGGCUGAUUUCCACGAGGUUGUGGCAGAAUGGAAAGCACAAUUCGAAAGUGAUCCUGCACGCUUGACGCCUGUUCAGUUCAAAACAUACAUGCAGGGGCAACAAGCGAGCGGACGGAUCUUUGUGUUGAACUUUUUGUUGUUCUACAACACACUUCUGGGAGAGACAACUACGAAUUCAUCAAUUAAUAUGAAGUUUUUACCAGCAUUGCAUCGAGGGAAGGAUAUCAAAAGUUUUAACUGGUGUGAGUACAUGAUCAGGUGUCUGGAUCGAACGGUGGAAGCAUGGACACCAAAGGAGCCCUUCCUUGGACCAAUGCCAUUGCUAGUGGCUGCGUUGAUACGUGACCAGAAGAUAUACAAAGAAGGUGAACAAAGAGCAGCGCAUCUCAUCGAAGAUAUCAAUGAUGACGAUAUCGAGGCAGUGAGCAUAAAGUUGGACUCGGUCAGAUUAGAUCAAAUCUUAGUGGAAGAGUACGAGUUGCAACCGGAACAAAGGUAUCCGUUUGCAAAAAAGAGUGAUGAUGACAUCGAAGCAGAAGUAGUGAAAACAAAGAAAAAAGAUGAACCGAAGGCUGAAAAACACAUUACCAAGUGUGUUCCGGAAAAAAAGAAAAAAACAUUCGUAAAGCCGGCCGGUAAAGCACAUGGUAAACCUCCGGUCUCACCGUCACCGAAAAAAAAACAGACUGAAAAGAAGCUGCCGAAAGCCGGAGAGGCUGGGAAGAAGAAAACUUUAAAUGAAAGUGGUCCGGAAAAUGCGCGUGUUGUAGAAGAAAUACCGGUUAAUGCGGGUUUCCAAGCCGAUUUCGCAGAUUGCAUGAAUGAAGAAGCUGGCCAGGAACGAGUGCCUAUUAUAGAUACAUCCGAUAUAGAAAGAUACUACCGAGAAACCGGCGAGUGGGGACAAACACAACAAAGUCAGCCGGGAAUUAGCUCAUCUAUGGCAUCUCAAUAUGGAUCGACACCAGCGACACAAAGCGACGAGGUACAUGCGGGAAUGUUGGAGGUUUUCUUGAAUCAAUUCGACGAAUGUGUAAAAAGGAUAACCGACACUUUUACAGAAGGUUUCCAAUUGUACCCCCAAAGUGAAAAAAUCAAAGAAGUACACAAAUUGUGGACAGAUAAGUUGAAAAAGGUCGGAUCAACGUGUACGACAACCGAACAACCACAAACUCCUGAUGAUAAAACACCGGAAAAAGAGGCAAAUAAGGAGAAUUUGGAUAUGUCACAGUUGUCGCAGUGGACACCUUCAUUGGCCGAAGAGGUAUGCAAGACGGUUGACAAGACAACCACGCAGACGACUCAGCUUGCAGUAAUUGAGCCGCCCGCACAGAAGACUCAGGUUGAAGAAAUGGAGAAGACCGCACUCGCCGUCACACCAAUCUCCCAGAAAACACAGGAAGAGUACGAAUAUACAAUUAGACGUGGGCGGCUAAUACACGAUAUGGACCUUGGAAAGCCGAAAAUAAGACCGGAAAGACAAACAGAGUUGACCGAUGCUCUAAGGUCACCUUACGUGAAGCGGGCAGUGUCGAUUAAGGCAAAGCUUGAAAACGCUGAGCUCUCCGUCAGCUCAUACAUGUUUUCAGCCUGGGGUUCAAUGUGGGAUGUUGUCUUCAGAACUAAGAAAGGAGUGCCGGUGAUGAGAUCUCCGCUCGAAUCAUUAUUGCCGGGAAUCGAGGUGCACAUAUUGGUAAUAAGCGCGUGGGCGGAUUUGUUGAAUUACGAAGAAAAAUUCAAGCUAAAGGGAAGCAUCGCACGCCUGUUCUGUUCAGUCAAUAUGUUGAAUGAAGACGACUACAUUAAAAAUGCAAAAUCAAGAGCAAAAACGUUCGGAGACAACAUGGAACCGGUUUUAGUUUCAGCUGAUGUCAAAAAGAUACCUGAACAUGCCCUCAUCUUUGUACCAGUCUUACACGAAGCUCAUUUCUAUUGUGUAUGCUUUAAUUUAAAGGACAUGAAGGUAGAAGUUUUGGACAACAGCGCUAAGGAUGUCUCAAUGCAAGCGAAAUACAAAAAAAGGCCGGAAAAAUUGCGUGAUGCUUUAUCGGUGUACUUGGAAAAAAAUGGGCAUCCGGCGGGCGGGGUGAUCGAUAAGGUUGAGCCGGUACGAUUGGAAAUGCCAUGGCGUACAAAAAAUAAUGUAAUCGAUUGUGGCGUCUUCCUGAUGCGCCAUAUGGAAACAUACAAGGGCGUAUCUGGAAAAGGUUGGGAAUGCGGAUUCUCAAAUGAGUGCACUGAUGCGGGUGAGAUUUCAUACAAGCAGAGCAAAGAGAUUGAUGAUCUCCGGCGUAAGUACAUUACGAAGAUGCUCCUAAGUGAAGGAAACGAGUACAGAGGUUUUGUUAAAGCCGAGGUUGCUAAAUAUAACAAGUUGUCGGCGGAUGAAAAAAAGAGGCUAGAAUCAAAAGCCUAUGACACAAUCCUUGCAAGAUUGGAUAACUAGCUUAAAAUGACAUGUUCUCGAAAAAAAACUUUGUUAGCGGUAGUUUGUUGACGUAUUGUGCACUGAUUUUCUUAAA